CAUGUACAGCUGCGAGGUGCCGAGAGAAGAACGAGGCUUCUUCCAUCUGGCGAGUGCUGCGUCAUGAGUUACAGGCGGGGGAUGCUGGGUCGUUGCCAGACUUGGUAGCCGGUUCCUUCAGCGCAUCGCGCUUGGGUUUUGGGUUCACAGCUUUGUCAUCCCCGGUGGGAAGUAUUGUCAGUGUGUGCCGUGUAGCAGGUGUGAAUUUCAGUGGAGAAGUGCUGGAGGCUGCAGACACUGGGUUAGACCUAGCAGGUGGUGUGUGCCUGGCCGUUGGUGUGAAGUGGAUCAAGGCCAUUGAAAGUCCAAACAAAGAUGAUGACACACAGUGGCUGACUUACUGGGUCGUGUAUGGUGUUUUCAGCAUAGUCGAGUUCUUCUCUGAUAUCUUUCUGUCCUGGUUUCCUUUCUACUACAUGCUGAAGUGUGGCUUCCUCUUGUGGUGCAUGGCUGCAAGUCCUUCUAAUGGAGCAGAGUUUGUUUAUCAUCGCAUUAUCCGGCCUUUGUUCCUGAAGCAUGGAGCUCAGCUUGACAGUGUUGUUAAAGACCUGAAAGACAAGGCUGCAGAGACUGCAGAUACCAUCACUAAAGAAGCCAAGAAAGCAACAGUGAACUUACUCGGUGAAGAAAAGAAGAGCACUUAAACUGGAUGAUGUUUCCAUCCUGCCUCCUUUGUGAAGCUUGAUGUUACUGGGAACUGUGGUAUAAUGUUAAUAAUAUUGCCUUGGAAACAUUUUGAUAUAUUAAAGGAUUGUGCUCUAAGUUUACUUACUACUUUGCUGUGUCUGAUAGAGAGUAUGCAUUUUUAUUUAAAAGCAAUGCAGUGGGCAGCAUCUGAAGCUGAAUGAAAACAUUUUAUUCAUCUUCAUGCAGAAGAAAUCUUUCUGUAAUUUAUUUCUGCAGUAACAUAAAGAAAAGGUAUAUAUCCCCCAGGCUCUGCA
This is a messenger RNA of Acanthisitta chloris (rifleman), 941 nucleotides long. RefSeq names its product receptor expression-enhancing protein 5-like. The record is from RefSeq and is a predicted model, not a curated record. The annotation marks the transcript as partial. The transcript is spliced from 5 exons. Lineage: Eukaryota; Metazoa; Chordata; Aves; Passeriformes; Acanthisittidae.